AUGCUCGUGCGUCUGGGAUCCUCGACUGCACGUGCUAUGGCCGCACCGGCAGGACGGUCGAUCGCGCGAAUCAAUGCCGUGCCAGCACGCUGGGAAUCCACGUCGUCGUCGUCGUCGCCGCCGCUGCGUGAGGUUGCGCCGUCUACAUCCAAGGCGCCCAAAAAGCCGUCGGCCAUGCAAAAAGCACUGCCGAUCCUUUUCCACCGUGUGGAUCUGGAGCAGUUUCCGCGCCUGCUGCGUGAAAAAGAUGCGAUGCAUGAUGGUGUGAAGAGCGUCGUGCCGCCGGAUGCGCAGAGCCCCUACGGUGGUAGUGUCACGAUCUACAACGAUGCGGAUCGGCAACCGCUGUUCCCGACCCCGCCACCGAGUGUGCAGUCCAUUAUGCAGGCGGGUGGUAGUGGUAGCGAGGAAGUGCAUACAGAGACGUACUUGUCGAACGUCACACCCCUCUCCCCUACAGAGGUUACGCGGCUGCACCGGUACAACAUUGUGCUGAAGCGUGUCGUGAAUAUGACGGGCAAGGGCCGUGUCGCAAGCUGGUACGCACUGGUGAUUGCCGGCAAUGGGCAUGGCUUGGUCGGCUACGGCGAAGGCAAAGAUGAGAAUGCCGGUCGUGCGAAUAAGAAGGCGUUCCAUGCCGCUGUGAAGAAUAUGGACUUGGUAGCGGUGCACCGCUCCAAGAGUGGCUCAAACACGGUGGAGACCACGGUGGAAGGCCGGUGGGGAGCGACGCGUGUCGUCAUCCGGCCACGCCCUGCCGGGUUCGGCUUGCGUGUGCCCAACGUCUUGCAUCCGAUUGCUCGGGCCGCUGGGUUUACCGAUUUGAACGCUGCUGUAUACGGCUCGUCCAACGCGAUGAACGUGGUCAAAGCUGCGUUGCAAGUGUUAUGGGGCGGCAGUGCGCCGAUCGGUAUGGGCGGCGGCGUGCGUGGUCCGAUGCGUCGUGACAACAAGGGGCAAGGCGCACGUUCGCGUCGUGCGAUGGAGUUGAGUCGUGGACGUCGUUUGGAAGAGUUUGAUCUAUAG
Messenger RNA from Malassezia pachydermatis, 1026 nucleotides. RefSeq names its product mrps5-mitochondrial ribosomal small subunit. Gene Ontology annotation, cellular component: ribosome. Lineage: Eukaryota; Fungi; Basidiomycota; Malasseziomycetes; Malasseziales; Malasseziaceae. The record is from RefSeq and is a predicted model, not a curated record. Gene Ontology annotation, biological process: translation. The transcript has a single exon. The coding region runs from base 1 to 1026 and encodes 341 amino acids. Gene Ontology annotation, molecular function: structural constituent of ribosome; RNA binding.